GGGAGGAGGGACCCGGCUUGAAGGGGCUGCGCGACGGAGCUGGACGUGGGGGCAGCUUCAGGGGUGAAGAAGCCCGUCUGAGGACAAGGGGCCAAGUCCAGAACGAGGAUGCACACUGAGAAUAGUAGCUGUUGCUGGGAAGAGGGGGCUGCAACUUGACCCGGGAGGAGAGUGAGUCUUAGGCCCCAAGAUGGAGCUGACAGAGCCCCCACCAGGCGCAGCAGUGCAGAAGGAGGAGCAGGAAUUGUUGGAUCGAACCUUCUUCUCUUGGGCUGAGUUCACCCGCUUCUUCGACAAGUGGUGCCAGCAGCGGCUGGUGGUCUUCUCAGUGAAGAGCUCCACACAUGUGACCCGGAGCCCCUGGGCCAGCACGCCCCCACUCUACAGGCUCCUCCACGUGCUCAAGUACAGCUACGUGCUGCUGGUGUGCAAGAAUGUGCGCAUGCCCAACCAGUCCACAGCAUGGCCUCCCCAGCCCAGCUGCCCAGCCUUCAUCACUAUCAAGCUGAGCCCUUUGCGGGAUCGACUCAUGGUGUCCGAGUGCCAGCUGACCCACUCGCACCCAGCCUGCCCACGCGAGUUCGCCUAUCACUUCCGCCCGGGCCACUUGCUGGCCAAUGCCUGCCUGCCAGUCCGCAUCACCAACCAGAUCUCCAAGCAGUUUGUGGCCCUUGCUGAUGUGCGCCGCCUGCUGUCCCACUGCAAGGGCCCAGACCACGGGGUCCUGGAUGCCCUGCGAGUGCUUGAGGGGCUCUUCCGCACAGACCCGGAGGCCAAGGUGAAGCUCGUGUUCGUAGAGGACCAAGCGAUGGUGGAGACAGUGUUCCUCCUGACGUCACGCACCAGGGCUCUGCUGCGGCGCUUCCCGCGCAUCCUGUUAGUGGACCGGCUGCCCGGGCUGCAGGGUGCGCUGGAUCUGAUGGCAGUGCUGUGUGUGGAUAGCGCGGGCCGUGCGCGCCAGACUGCCUGUUGCGUAGCGCGCCCCGGCACACCCAGCCUGCUGAGGUUCAUGCUGGUCUCUCUGCUGCAAAGUGCUCCAGACGUGAAAGGCCGUGUACGCUGCCUCACAGCUGGACCGGAGGUGGCCGGGCAGCUGCGUGCAGUUCGCCAGCUGUUGCCGUGUGCGCGCGUGCAGAUCUGUCGAGCUCAGGGUCUGGAGACGCUCUUCAGUAAGGCACAGGAGUUGGGCGGUGCCAGCCAGGAGGAUCCAGACCUGUGGCCACUCCUCUGCCGCCUAGCCGAUUCAAAGUCCUAUACAGCUUAUAGCGAGGCGCUGGCUGAGCUGCGUUCCCAGGCUCCAACUGCCUUCAUCAGAUACUUUGAGCAUAACUGGGCACCCCGCCACGACAUGUGGGUACGUUUCCGUGCCUACGAAGCAACCCGUGACCUGGAUGCCUGUGCUCUAGUGCGUGGUCAUCGAAGGCGACUUCUGCGCCGCCUCAACCCCUCACACAGUGUGGCUCAGUGCCUUCGCGACCUCGUAGCCAUGCAGUGGGCUGAUGCGACUGGAGAGGCAGCCUCCGAGGGUGCUCACGGUGACAGAGUGUUACUGGAGAGCGAGCCCAGGAAUAGGGCACAGAUGGAGAAAGAGAAGGUGAGGGGUUCAGAGGCCAGCAACUGGGGAAGGCCUGAGCGAGAAAGUGAGAAGGGGAAGGGACUACAGUUGAGAGAUGGGCAAGGAGUCUGGUCAGAGAGUCAGAAGGUGAAGGGACGUGAAGGGACAGGAGCCCCGCUGGAAAAAGAGCGCUUGAGAGGGCCAGAGGUCAGAGACUGGAGGGGAACCGAACUGGGGGAUGGAAGGGCUAGGGUGCCGGGGCCCACAGACCGGAAAGGCACCCAUGUUGAGUCUGAGAAGACCAAAGGUCUUGAAGGAAGUCCCUGGAGGGCUGUCAGAUUGCAAGAGGAGCCGGCACAUCUGCCGAAACCUCGAGAUUGGAAAGGGCCUCAGUUUGAGAUGGAGAAGGGGUUAGACAUUAGGAAGUGGAGGGAGGUCCAUGUGGAAAAGCCCUUAGAGUUGGUCCCCGAGAAUGGAGAUCAGAGGGGAUCUCAGUGGGUCGGUGAGGGGCAAAAAGGGUCAGAGAUUGCAGAGGAGAGAGAUGGGAGGUUUCCAGUCAAAAGGAGACGGGGCCUCGAGGACAUCGUUGUUGUUCAUUUGGAGGAUGCAAGAGCUACAGGCAUAGCAAAUGGAGACGAAGGGGAACCCCAAACUAUCGGUUCCAAGAAUGGAGGACAGCAGAUGGAAUUUGGGGGCCCAGGGCUGAGGAAUGGUGUACCAUGCACCGCUCCUGUGAAGACUGUGUUGGAAGGCAACCCAGAAUGGGCAGUGGCAAGGGUCGAGUCCCUGGCCACAGGGGAGAUAGUAAAAGGAAGAGGUGGAGAAGGCCCAGGGGAACCGAAGAAGCCUUGCCGCCCCUGCAGAGACGAGGGGGUGGACUGCGAGCCACUAGCCAAGUUCCGAGCAGCCUGUGGGCCAGAGCUGGCAGACCUAGUGGCCGAGGAGCUGGCUUUCGCCAGGCAGCACGGGACCCGAGGUUUCCACUGGACUGGAGCCGGCUUUGCCCUUAAGGAUGGCACCUCAGACUUCUUCCUGGAUGGGGCCCUGACACACUGCAGCUGCUCGAUCCAUGCUGCCAGGCGCCUGCCCUGCAGACACCUCUUUGCUGCACGUCUCCUCACAGGGGCAGCCUUGUUCCACAUGGACCUACUCAGAGAUUGCUGGGGGAGAUCCCAGGAACCCUGACCCUGUGCACCUCUGUCUGCUACCCUCCACGUGGAGGGCAGAAACAUAUUCUUUGAUCCCAAAGAUAACAGGGCUCACGCCCAAUGGGCCAUCCCAGCCCUUCUAAUCACCUGAGUCAUCAAAGGACCUCCUCUUGGCCCUCUUCCUCUACAUCCUAGGGGAUGCUGGCCAUGGUCUCUUGAGAUCCUGGAGCCACACCUGUGGGGAGUGCUAACGGCCGGCCGGGGCACAUUGAAAGGAUGUUGCUCUGGAGAAGAAAUGCAUAAGGAGAGGCGUAGACAGGAAAAGGACAGAGCCAGGGCAGGGGUAUUCUCAGUGGAGGUCGUGAGCAGAAGCCAAGGUACAGGGACACUAAAGGAAGUAAAGACUGAGGACCCUGGGGGCUACACGAUCGAAACGGGAGAAUCCAGGGAGAAUGAACAAGACUAAGAGACGGGGAGAAAAGAUAGGAGGAGGGAGGGCCAGAGAUAGGACUGGGGAAGUGGAGUGCUGGAGAAGAGAGGGUGGUAACGGGAGGAGACAAUUUUGAAAGGACAUGACAAAGCAUAGGAAAAGAAAAGAGGAUAGGAUGACCUAGGGACUUGGCUGUUUCUCAGGGUGGGGCAGGGGAAAUGGCUCUGAAGAUCUACUGGUAUAACCUAAAGACUGCCUCAGAGGGAAGGGAACUAAUUGAACGACUGUGCUUUGAGAUUGAAAUAAACAGCAUUAUUUUG
Messenger RNA from Phodopus roborovskii (desert hamster), 3453 nucleotides. It is a transcript of the gene Zswim9, whose product is annotated as zinc finger SWIM-type containing 9. The transcript is spliced from 4 exons. The coding region runs from base 191 to 2740 and encodes 849 amino acids. The record is from RefSeq and is a predicted model, not a curated record. Lineage: Eukaryota; Metazoa; Chordata; Mammalia; Rodentia; Cricetidae. Gene Ontology annotation, molecular function: zinc ion binding.